This is a messenger RNA of Lates calcarifer (barramundi perch), 1478 nucleotides long. RefSeq names its product interleukin 12a (gene il12a). The record is from RefSeq and is a predicted model, not a curated record. Bases 126 to 728 code for a protein of 200 amino acids. Gene Ontology annotation, molecular function: growth factor activity; interleukin-12 receptor binding. Lineage: Eukaryota; Metazoa; Chordata; Actinopteri; Centropomidae. Gene Ontology annotation, biological process: immune response. Gene Ontology annotation, cellular component: extracellular region. The transcript is spliced from 7 exons.
GCACGGGGGAGGGAAUCCCCCGAGAAUGCCUAUAAAUCCAUCAGAUAAGAGGACAGCAGCAACACACUCCUCUGAUCUGCUGAUUCACCAGGCUCGCGACCAAAGAUCUCUAUCUGAUCAGAAGGAUGGCAAACUUUAAUUUCUACUUCGUCAGCUGUUUGCUGCUGCUGACCCUGAGCUGGCGCACAUCCACGGGAGUCCCGCUGCACACUCCGGACGCAGAAAAAUGCGCACAGUGCUCAGAGCACUUCAAGACUCUCCUGCAGAAUAUCAAAGGGCUUCUCAACAACGUGAGAUCUGAUAAGGUGGUGAUAGGGAGCACAGCUGAGACAUCACUGGCCUGUGCACCCACUCUGACUCAGACCUCAGGUUGCAUGAUGCAAAGAAAUUCAUCCUUCAGUGAGAGUGAAUGUUUGAGGAACAUCAUGAAGGACUUGGUGUUCUAUGAGGCUGCUAUUAAAUCCUACAUCAAGUCCCCACUCAGAAGUCCUCAAGAAGAAGUUCCACCUCUGGAACAAAUUCUGGAAAUAAUAGGGAGCCUGAAGAAGUGCUCCCUGAUGCUAAAUGGAGAGAGCAACACUUCAGAGGAGGAUGUUGCCCAGAUGUGGGGCACCGACACCUUCAAUAACAGACAGGAGAUGCAUAAGAUAAUGAGGGGCUUCUAUGUCCGAACCAUCACCAUCAACCGAGCCAUGGGCUACAUCUCCUCAGGGGACCACAGGAAGUAAAUGACCCAGUGACCUCGUCCUCAAAACCAUCCUGCCAAUCAAUACUACUGCAUCUCUAUUCAUUUAAAUUAUCACAACUGAACAAGCCUUCCUGAUCACUCACUACCAUCAACUAUACCUACAACUACUAACCAAGUAGUUCUUUACACUGCACAUGCUGUACAACUGUCUGCAUGAUUACUGCUCAGGCAUAAGCUAGCUGGCUUGAUUCCAGCCUCUUCACUGAGAGCUGAAUGACAGUCAAACUAUUGCUAAGGUUAGCAGUGGAGGCCAUGUUGGCUAUUUUUUUGACAGAAUGUAUUCCAAUAUUUGGGAGAAUGUAUAAUCUAUUUAAGAUGUAUUUAUUUAAUUUAUUUAUUUGAUGGCCUGUGAUGUUAUUUAUUGUUAUUUAUAAUAAAGUUUUUUGGUAUCAAGUGCUGAGGAGGUUUUUGAAUGAAACUGGAGCUGAUGACACUUGGUGAAGAAAAAUACCACAUCCAGGAGACCUACUCUUGUUUUAUUCAGUCAACAUGUGCUUUUUCACCUUUACUCCAAUAGUCUUUGGAUGGAUUCAAACAAAAAGCAAGUGCAAAAAGGACUGACUGGAUUGUUUGUGGGAAAGUGUUUGAGGAAACAACUCUGUUCUCUGAAUGUAAACACUGCUGCAUAGCACCUGUGUGGACGACCCUGAAAGAUUAACACAUGCCAAUUUUGCAGCUUUUCUCCACAUUGUGUUGAGAUGCCUGAAAAUAAAAAGGAAACGAAUCAGCA